UGCAGUGCAUUGUGGGAAGUGCAUUCCGCAGACACAGACACAGCAGCAUGGAGCUACACACUGUGCUACUGCUGUAAGGUAAAAUAAGGUACUGCUGCACAUGUCUGAAAGCAAGUGCUUGUCUUGGCUCUCACACUCCAUUCCAGGUAUCUAACUCAACAAGAGUGGAAUGGCCACCUCACAUAAGAGCCUGCAGCAAGUAAGAGACAUUAUCUCCUCUGCUCACACUGACUGUCCUCCUGCUCGAAAACUUCACUUCUAUGAUCACUGGGCCCCUGAAUAUGAAGAGGAUGUUUCUGUCCUGGAAUACAGAGCCCCAUAUCUUGCUGCAUCUGCAUUAGCGUCUGUGUUUCACUCUAACCAGGACUCGCAACUGGUGCUGGAUGUAGCGUGUGGCACUGGACUCGCAGCUCAAGAGUUGCACCGUUGUGGAUUCCGCUUGUUUCAUGGUGUGGAUGGCAGUGCUGGCAUGCUGCAAGUGGCUGAAACCAAGAGGCUGUACCUGGAGCUGAAGCAAUGCAUGCUGGGACAAGAAUCACUGCCCUUUUCCUCUGAUUUGUACAAUGCUGUUAUCAUUGUUGGAGCACUAAGUGAUGGACAGGUUCCAGUCUCUGUGAUUCCUGAGCUGUUGCGUGUUACCAAACAGGGUGGCUUUGUCUGCCUCACGACUCGCAGCAACAAAUCCAACCUUCAAUAUAAAGCUGAGUUAGAGCAAGAACUGUCUACCCUGAAGACCCAGGGAUUGUGGGACUGUAUCUUAACACAGGAGGUAGAAAAGUGGGAAAAAGCCACAUCAGAAAAGGAAGUUACAGAGGAUACAGACUAUAUAUCUGGUGUUAUAUACUUGUAUCAGAAAUGCGCUUCUAAUUGCUAGGUAGUUUUUAAAGCUUUAUUAUUCAUUAAACCUACUUGUAAGUUAAACAAUGUCAACAUUUUCAGUGGAGUUUUAAAUAAAUAACAAAUUGCCUGAUUUGAUUUUCCCACUGAAUAUAAAAAUCUAAAUUGGCCAUGAAUAUUUUAGUGGGAAGAAUGUUUACAGCUUCUCUUGGGAUAUGCCAAAAAUCAAUCAUAGGGUCAAAUACACUACCUGUACUGAUAAGUAUAUAUUACUGUGAGUUACCGGCACUGAUCAUUUUGUAAGUUCUCAAUGGGGGGGAGGGGUGCACCAACCCCAAAAAUUAGAAAUAGAAGGAGAAAGGAAAUGGAUGUCAAAAAUGGGCACAUUUGUGUAUUCCACAUAACCAAAACAGGUGUUAUAAUGUGCCAUAACCAAUGAAACAGCACUCAAAAAAUAUACAACAGAUGCCUUAAUAUGGCCAUGCACUGGCAGAUAAAAGAUCCCGACUUGGCCCCUCCAGAUCAAGUCAGCACUGCAGUUUAUUGGGUCGCCUGUCCGACCAAUAUUUGGCUGAAAACCACCAAGAUAUAAAGCAGGCUAUAAAAUCCUUUUGGGCGGGCACCACAUCAAUGCAUUGAUGAGGUCCUCUAAUGAUGGGUCUGCAGAAGCCUGGGGGCCAAAAAAUCAGAUUAGUAUGAUUUUGCUCAGAACAUAGAUGGCCUAAAACCGCAAAGAUCACAGAAUUAUUAUUAUUUUUAUGUAUAUACAGCUUUAGUUUGUAUUAACUCUCUGGAAAAUAACAGCAGGGAAAGCAGAUUCAUCAACUGCAGGUGGUGGUGUUUUUGUUAGCGGAGUAUGGAAGAUCACUAGUGCCUUGAAUGAUGAACAAUGCCUAUAUGUUCAUGGGCAUAAGUACUGUCAUUUUUCUGUGACAUUAAGCAAAACUAUUUAUGCCUUGGAGAAUUUACCCUGUGAAACAGUAAAUUAUUUUAAAUAUG
Xenopus laevis (African clawed frog) is the source of this 1836-nucleotide messenger RNA. RefSeq names its product methyltransferase like 27 L homeolog (gene mettl27.L). Gene Ontology annotation, molecular function: methyltransferase activity. The transcript has 6 exons. The record is from RefSeq and is a predicted model, not a curated record. Bases 170 to 874 code for a protein of 234 amino acids. NCBI's taxonomy places the organism in Eukaryota, Metazoa, Chordata, Amphibia, Anura, Pipidae.